AUGUCCUCCCAACAACCAAACCCUGCCUCGUACCAGAGUCAUGCGGCGCCUCAUCUGCCCAUCCCCGUCUACAAUCCGGUAGCGGCGAUCGCAGCCCCCGCGGGGACCUUUCUACCCGGGACCAAAGUUCAGGUUGGCAGCCAUCGCGUGGUCGUCGAGAAAUACCUCUCCGAGGGAGGCUUCGCCCAUGUCUACGUCGUGCGCCUACCCCAACCCGUCGAUGGCUCCGAUCGCGCAGUUCUCAAGCGCGUGGCGGUCCCGGAUAAGUCGGCCCUGGCCAACAUGCGCACCGAGGUCGAAACCAUGAAGAAGCUCAAGGGGCAUCGGCACAUCGUCACCUACAUCGACUCCCAUGCGUCACAGCUCCGCGGUGGUGGAUACGAAGUGUUCUUGCUGAUGGAGUUCUGCGAUGGCGGCGGUCUGAUCGACUUUAUGAACACGCGGCUGCAGAAUCGCCUGACCGAGCCCGAGAUCAUCAAGAUCUUCUCCGACGUGGCGGAAGGUGUGGCCUGCAUGCACUACCUCAAGCCCCCGCUUCUGCACCGUGAUCUCAAAGUGGAGAACGUCCUGAUCUCGCGCCAGGGCAGGGCGGCCCUCUACAAGCUUUGCGACUUUGGAUCGGCCGCGCCCCCUCGCCCGGCCGCCACCUCCGCCGCCGAGGGUCGGUUGAUUGAAGAUGACGUCCAGCGCCAUACCACCCUGCAAUACCGCAGUCCCGAGAUGAUUGAUGUCUAUCGGAAACAACCGAUUGACGAGAAGAGCGAUAUCUGGGCCCUGGGGGUCCUCUUGUACAAGCUGUGUUAUUAUACCACCCCGUUCGAAGAGGUUGGCCAGAUGGCGAUCUUGAAUGCCAGUUACAAGUUCCCGAGUUACCCGGCCUUCUCGGAACGCCUGAAGAUGCUGAUCGCUUGGAUGUUGAAGGAACUUCCGCAGAAGCGGCCGAAUAUUUAUGAAGUGGUGCGCGAGGUCUGUCACAUGCAGGGCAAGGACGUCCCCAUCGGUGAUAUCUACGCUGCUCGCUCCACAUCGGAAGCCCGCCGGUAUCAGGAAUUACCGCCCUCUCCCACCGAGGCGCCACAGGUUGGUGCCGUCUUCUCUCCGCCGGUCCAGGAGACUCAGAUCAUUCCUGAGAUCGCGCCGAUGCGCCGCGGCCGUCCGACGAGACCGACGCAGUCCUCGCACCACUCGGCCAAGCCCAGUCCGUCCCCAUUCCGGGGCUCCGGGGAUCCUUUCUCCGUCCUUGACAAUGCCCAGCGUCCCCGCGACUCAGCGGACGAAUUUACCAACCGUUUCCCUUCGUUGGAUCAAUUCCAGAUUUUGCACGAGAAGGGGGGUAAGUUCGACUUUGAGUCUGCCGUGCCGGAGUCUAGUCCGGAAGGUGAUGACCUUGCGCGGCGCCUCACCAAUGCGCUGGCGGACGAUGCCUUUGCCAAGCACCAGUCGCCGGGUCCGGAGGGAUCUACCAGCCAGCGUCCCACGCAACCUCCGUCGACCCAAUCUGCUCCGGUCGAACGCGUCGAGAAUGCGCGCGAUGAAGGACGCGCCUCGGUGCCGCUGUACCAACCUGCCCCGCAGCGACCUACUAUGGUCUCGACUGGUACGAUGACCUCACCGCCGCCGACGCCUGGUGUGGCCGAUUACAAGCCGUCUAGUCGCCCUGUUUACAAGUUCCCCCCGGCCGACCAUCAGCGACGCCCAUCCAGCCACAAGCAGCCAUCAGAGUCGGACCUCAAAGCCAAAGCUCCAUCGCCGUCCAUGAACGCCGUGGUCCAACCUCGAGGGUCCUCUGAUCGGAUCUCGGAUUUGUCGGCGUCACCCCGACCCUCCCUCGAAGGCGGCCGACCCAGCAAUCUGGAGGUGGGCGAGCUGGCAGGGCGUUCGCGCUCGGCCAACGGUCGUUCCCGCCCAGUGUCGGUCCAUGCUGGGGCACGAUACGACCUACCCCGUGGGUCGGAGAGCGCGCGCUCGUCCCUGGAUCUGCCCCGGUCGCCCUACUAUGAGGGCGGGGCACCGUUGCAGCAUGCGCGGACGGAGGCGGACUCGCUGGCCAACAUCUCGUCGGACGUGGACUAUCUACGCGCGCGGGAAGAAGAAAGCAACAAGAAGCGCGACAAGCGGUACAGUGGUACAGCCAAACACGGCAAACGGUCGAGCUUGUCGACCUUGUCGCUGUCCGGCACCAAGAUGUUUGCGGGGCGGUUCGGCGACGCCUUUCGACGGUUCGAGCACAGUAACUCGGAGAGCAAAGUGCAGUCACCCGUUACCGAAGAGGCACCCAACAAGUCUCCGAUGAUGCUCACGAGUGCGGAUCUGACCUCGGAGCCGGCCAGCGAGCUGAUCGACAUGGACGGCAACGAGGAUAUCUCGCCGGAGAUGCGGCGGGAGCUGGAGCGGCGCCGGCUCUCCCAGGAGGAGAAGCGAGUCGCCAACGCGGCCGCCGAGUAUCGGAAACGGGUGACUGAAGGCGGACAGCCUGGGGCUGGGGCUGGUGGGUGGCGCGACGGGCCACGGUCGCAGGCGAUCCAGAACAAGGUGCAGUCACUCUUAGGCGAGUCGGCCCGGGCUCCUCCGCCGCCCAAGACGGCGACGGGCUACGGACGAUACACGGACGAGACGGCGGGGGCUUUGCCGGCAAAGCCUACGGAACUGCGGUCGAGCCGGGCGAGUGCGCCAGCCGAGCAGCCGACGAGCAUUGGCAAACAAGCUACGGCCAGCGGGCGACCGGGGUCUUCGUCGGGGGCACCACGUCCGGCGCUGCCGCCCAAACCGAAGAGUCUGCGCAUGCCCACGGGGACGGAAGGCCAAGCGGGCAGUCAGGAUCGGAGUCCCACGGUGGCGGCGACGCCAGCCAGUGCGGGCGGGGAGGAUUGGGAGGCCAACUUCAGUCGGCGGUUUCCGAGUCUAUCGGGAUUAGAGAUGGAGACGGAGAUUGAGUUGCCGCGGGUGGCUCCUAAUAGUCUACGGACAAAGGAGGUAUAG
Aspergillus aculeatus ATCC 16872 is the source of this 2979-nucleotide messenger RNA. Its product is annotated as putative serine/threonine protein kinase. The transcript is spliced from 3 exons. The record is from RefSeq and is a predicted model, not a curated record. Gene Ontology annotation, molecular function: ATP binding; protein serine/threonine kinase activity. NCBI's taxonomy places the organism in Eukaryota, Fungi, Ascomycota, Eurotiomycetes, Eurotiales, Aspergillaceae. Gene Ontology annotation, biological process: actin cortical patch assembly; peptidyl-threonine phosphorylation; protein autophosphorylation. The coding region runs from base 1 to 2979 and encodes 992 amino acids. Gene Ontology annotation, cellular component: cytoplasm.